CCUAUAGUAGCUAUAUGUGCAAAACCUGCGUGUAUAAAUACUGGUUACACUUACUGAUAUUUUUUCCAUACAGUUGCAUUUAGAUCAAAUAUAAAACUACAAAAACCCAAAAAAUCAUGAAGCCAAUGUUUUACUUCCUUGUUGCCUUAACAGCAGUUUUGGCCGCCACUAUUGCAAACGCACAACCUGUUCUCGACAUCGAUGGCGACAUCAUAUUUGACGGAAGUUACUAUGUUCUUCCCGUCAUCCGCGGCCAGGGGGGCGGCCUUACUCUCGCCGGACGCGGUGAUCAGCCAUGUCCUCUCGACAUCGUGCAGGAAUCAUCCGAGGUUGACGAGGGCAUUCCCGUAAAAUUCUCAAACUGGAGGUCUAGAGUUGGGUUCGUUCCCGAAUCCGAGAACCUGAACAUCGAGACGGACGUCGCAGCCACCAUCUGCGUCCAGUCAACCUACUGGUGGGUUGAUACGAAGGCCAAGUUUCGCGUGACGGCUGGUCCGAAGCCAGAAGAAGAGUCGUUGCUGAGUUUCUUCCAGAUCCAGAAUGUUUACGACCAUUAUUACCAGUUUGCGUUUUGUCCUAGUGGUCCUAAGGGAUGCUACGAUGUCGGGAUAUUUGUGGAUGAAAAUGGCGUCCGACGUUUGGCUUUAACCAAGAGGAGUGACAAUACGCCAUUCUUGGUUAUGUUCAAGAAAGCAAAUGUGCAAGAGAUCUCCUCCAAGACCAAGACUAUGUUUAUCUGAGAGAGAAAAUGAUUACUAAAUUCAGUCAUAACUUAAUUAGACUGCUAAUAAAGAACUCUCACUGAGUUACUGUGUUUCUCUUUGUUCAUCAAAUUUGGAAUAAAACACAUUUCCUCUGUUUCGUUUAA
This is a messenger RNA of Camelina sativa (false flax), 868 nucleotides long. Its product is annotated as kunitz trypsin inhibitor 4. The record is from RefSeq and is a predicted model, not a curated record. Gene Ontology annotation, molecular function: endopeptidase inhibitor activity. NCBI's taxonomy places the organism in Eukaryota, Viridiplantae, Streptophyta, Magnoliopsida, Brassicales, Brassicaceae.